GCACAUUUCUGGCAUCGUUGUCUCAAAUCUGGUCACACUGCUCGCUCGUCAGUCGCUUUGCGAAACUCCAGCAUGGCUUGUCUGUAGCUUAUCAUAAUUCUUCCAAAUUUCAUUCAUUAAUUUCACAUUCUGCUGCAGUGCCAGUGACUGUGAAACGUAACCUAACACAAAUUAUCUUAUUACGUUCCUAUUCUGCUUUAUCGAAGAUACGUAGUCAUUGGAAAUGAGUGCAGUUUCUUGGUGAAAGUGUCCAUGUGUCCUCCACCCAAUCCCUCCGAUCGUUUCAUAAUUAUGUUUUGUAUUUGACACAUUCCAAAAAGAAUCCCUCUGUCUGUCUUUUACCCGUGAAUUUUACGCUAAAUUAUACCGAGUAUUCAAAGGGCGGCGAUGAACGGCACGGAGAAAUGUGACGUAAUCCACGUUGGAUCGCGAAAAAGCGAGUUGGCCUUGAUACAAACUAAGCAUGUGAUACAAUGCCUAAAAGACAUUCAUCCCAAAAAAGAAUUCGAAAUAGUAACAAUGCAUACCAAGGGGGAUAAGAUUCUGGACAAAUCUUUACCAAAGAUCGGAGAAAAGUCUCUGUUUACUGAAGAGUUGGAACUAGCUUUAGAAAAGGGUACUGUUGAUUUUGUGGUGCAUUCGUUAAAAGAUUUACCAACAACAUUGCCCAAAGGAAUGGCUUUAGGUGCGAUAUUAAAACGUGAGGAUCCGCGUGAUGCAGUUGUUAUGUCAAAGAAAUUCGAAGGUGAAACAUUAUCUUCUUUGCCAAAAGGUAGUGUCAUAGGUACCAGCUCUUUACGUAGAUCUGCGCAGCUAGCGCGGAACAUGCCUCACUUAAAGAUAGAAAGUAUUCGUGGAAAUUUGAACACUAGGUUAAAAAAAUUAGACGAUGAAAAAGGCCCCUAUGCCGCUAUAAUAUUAGCUGCCGCUGGUUUAAAAAGAAUGGGCUGGGAAGACAGAAUAAGUCAACUUCUAGAGCCUGAGGAAGCUCUCUAUGCCAUCGGUCAAGGUGCAUUAGGCGUUGAAUGCCGAGAAUCAGAUUGCAAAAUACGUUCUUUGUUGGAACCACUGUUUGAUGUAGAAACUACGUUAAGAUGCGUAUGUGAACGCUCCUUUUUAAAGACUCUUGGUGGCGGAUGUUCCGCACCAGUUGCAGUAUCUUCAUCCUUAAAAGAGGAGGAGUUAACAAUUACUGGUGCUGUUUGGUCGUUGGAUGGUCAAACCUUAGUUACAAAUACUUCGAAAAGUAAAUUGUAUUUACCUGAUGACGACGGUGAACCUCCGCGGAAAUGUCCGUAUCAAGAACCCCGCCUUUACUGCAGCGUUACUCCUGGUAAAGUAAACAGUAUAAGUCUUCUCGGUGCAGAGCUACUUGGUAAAGAUUUAGCCAAGAAUCUUAUAGAGAAAAAUGCUCUUGACGUGAUGUCACAAGCUAGAAAUGAAAUCUUGGAUACAAAAUAGUUAGAUAUGAUUUUUAGUUUGGUUUUUGGUUGCAAAUGUUCAUUUAGAGAAUACGUCAAUGUAAAAUGACGAUUGUCGAUAAUUUCGAUUAUGAAUUUUCAUGAUUUUGUCACAUAUUUUUACUUAUGUAUGUUCAAGAUGGAAAACCCGAUCACAGUACAAAUUCCAUCAUUAUAUUUUUGCUCUUUCGAAUUCUGUUUUACACAUUAUGCGCAUGUUAAUUACUCUUGUUUGAGGAAAAGAAGUACAAAAUAAAUGUAAUAUUAGAAAAUAAUUGAAUAUAUCAUAUGCCGCACUUCUUUUUCCCAAACGAGAAUGAAUAACCACAAUAAUUACAUUUUAUAUGGCAAAUCCUAUUAUAUAAUCUAUAUUAAUAUAGAUAUUUACAGAUUUAUAUUAAUAUAGAUAUAUGUUCUACAUUAAUAUAUUUCUAUUUCGAUGAAAUGGAAUGGUAUGGUAUGAGGAUCCUUGUUACUAAUAACAUGUUUAAUAAUUAUUAAACAUGUUAUAUAAUCAAUUAUAUUUUUAUAACUUGUUAUUGUUAAUAAAGUAAAUAUAGCAGAAAUUUUAUAAUGGUUGGAAAUAAUUCAGUCUAUUGUGAAUACACUGCCAUGUACAGAGUCAGGAACAAUCAGCAUGACAUAUGCACUUCCAUUUAAACAGAUUAUAAGAAUCAAGUUUUAUACGCACAGAAUUUAUAGGCAUUAUAUAGCUCAAGAGUGUACAUAUCUUCAAUUUUGUUGUAAAAUACUGUCGAAUUUCUUUUCUCUAUCUUAUUUUGUAGGAACAGAUUAAAGAUUGACCUUUUCAAUCUUAAUCAUUUUAUGUCUUGAAAUGUUAUUAUGUAAGGUAAUAUAUUUAAAAAGUAUUAUGUAAACUCAUGUAAGAA
Molecule: messenger RNA, 2350 nt
Organism: Linepithema humile (Argentine ant)
Lineage: Eukaryota; Metazoa; Arthropoda; Insecta; Hymenoptera; Formicidae
Product: porphobilinogen deaminase-like protein l(3)02640
Biological process (GO): heme biosynthetic process
Cellular component (GO): cytoplasm
Molecular function (GO): hydroxymethylbilane synthase activity
Source: RefSeq, a predicted model, not a curated record